UGUUUUCUCGAGACAUCAAAGAAGUGUCAAGUGCAAAAAAAUAUUUAGGCAGACAACACUACAACUGAUAUUUAGUAACGUUCACUGUGAGCAAGAGCUCGUUCAUUAGGAAACAUUUAAAGGAACGCGACAGCCUUUUAUUCCAGGCGAAAUGCAUCUUCGAUCUACAUGGUGUGCAAUUGUUCUUCUGGCCAUUGGUGUUCCCGGGCACGCCACUGUUACCAACUUCACUGAGACGAGUUACGACAUGGGUGAAGAAGCGCAGAAAAUUGGUCAAGUUAUGAAGGAGUUCAGUAGAAGGAUGAUGGUCGUCCUUCGAAACCAGUCAAACGUUGACGAUGAGGAGCUCUGUGGCAAGUAUAAGGACAUCAUUACCGAGGCCCUCGAUGCUGUAAAAGACCUCGAUCCCUUCGAACCUGGAAAGAUGCAGCAGGCGCGCGACGCCAUAGAAGCCAUCCUUCUAAGAAAUCAAAACAGGACUGCCUUCGAGGACAUGAACCGUUUCGGUGCUUUCAUGAAGGUUCUCGGAGAUGACAUCACUGACAUCGGCCAGCAGUUUAUCGACCGAGGCAUCCAACUGUGCGGAAACAUUGUAAUCGAAGAUGGACUGACAGACUUUGAGAAGAACAACUUUGAGCACUGCGCCAACGUCUUCAAACUGAGCUCAAUGCAAAACUGGAAAGAAUAAAGUUCAUCAUAGUGGAUAAAUUUUUCUAAAAUACCAAGGAUGUACCUCUGGUGCGCGGAAAAAGAAAUCACAUUGAGCUUGAUAGAUCCUUCGUGAUUGCAUGUUUUGGUCACGUAUGUGAUAGUAGCACAAAGAUAUGUUCCGCUGCAUAGCGAAAAACAUAAGAUUCAGUCUUCUAGGUCCUGCGUGGCUAGACGUUCUGAUCAAGUGCAUAAGAGCCAAACAUAUGGCAUAC
Molecule: messenger RNA, 923 nt
Organism: Dermacentor albipictus
Lineage: Eukaryota; Metazoa; Arthropoda; Arachnida; Ixodida; Ixodidae
Source: RefSeq, a predicted model, not a curated record